Messenger RNA from Pecten maximus, 1790 nucleotides. RefSeq names its product carbohydrate sulfotransferase 9-like. NCBI's taxonomy places the organism in Eukaryota, Metazoa, Mollusca, Bivalvia, Pectinida, Pectinidae. The transcript has 4 exons. Gene Ontology annotation, biological process: carbohydrate biosynthetic process. The record is from RefSeq and is a predicted model, not a curated record. Gene Ontology annotation, molecular function: sulfotransferase activity. Gene Ontology annotation, cellular component: membrane. The coding region runs from base 508 to 1728 and encodes 406 amino acids.
UGUAGCGUCUGUAACACUGACAUUGAAUUGUACGAUAUCUAGUAUAACAAAACAUGAGAAAUUAUGAACAUUUUGAAAUGUAUAUCAUACCAUUUAUUUGUCAUAUAAUACAGGGAAUUCACCGCAGGGGUUAGUCAGGCUUGUCACUAUAUCGGAGUUCCAAGGUCACACCAUUAAUGUUUAUAAAUUAUCUCUUUGAUCUUGUAAACAAUGGAGAUGGCUGACAAAGCGUCGUCACAGGAAAGUGAAAUAGAAGAACGUGUUAACGAUAUAGCCUCAGACACACCGAACAAACGUUAGAUGAUAUCGAUCACAUUGCAAUAAUCAUGGGCAUCAUUUUUGAGACAAAAUCAGGAAAGUGCCAAAAUUAACCGAACAUAGAAGGAAGAAUAUAAAAAAAAGUUACUCAAGAAAAUAAUAGAAAAGGAUCAAGAAUGUGAAGUGGGAUUUUAUUAUCAUAAAUUGAACCCAUAGGUUCGAAACCUAUCAACUCCAAAACAUAGAAGAAUGACGCUUAAGGGAACUAAAAUGAUCCUACUCAUGUUGGGAGUAGCCUGUGUCGCGGUGCUGAUUUUAAGUUAUAAAUAUAUAUCUACCGAAGACUUACAAGGAAACAGUCUUUCUGUUCAAACUAAAAAUCUUCCCCAACUGAUGAUGGAUAGACAGGGAUCUCUGGAAAAGUUCAAAGAAAGACAAACACAUCUACUUGAAAACUGCCAUCCUAGCACCAAUUUGGAGAAGAAUCCAAAAUUUGAAUAUGUUAAAAAAAGAUUUCUUCUAUAUGAUUCUAAAUCAAACUUUGUCUUCUGUAUGGUACAAAAGAUAGGCUGCACUUUCUGGCGAAGACUAUUUCAUUCAUUAAAAUACAAGGCCAUUUCAGAUGUGUAUACCAUCAAUCCUAAAAAAGUUCACACGGAAAAUCUUCCUACCUUAGGGCACCUAAAUAUCACCGAGGCUUCGCGAGUUUUAAGAUCAGCGAAUACAGCAAUGUUUGUCCGAGAUCCCUACGAACGUAUCUUUUCUGCAUACUUAGAUAAGUUGUACGUUAUAAAUCUUUAUUAUAUGGAACACCUCGGGCGACAUAUAGUAAAAUCAAGAAAAAAACCCACAGCUGUAAGCUUAAGGUGUGGUCAUGAUGUGUCCUUCUCAGAACUGAUACGAUAUUUAGUGGAACAGAAAAGAAAGAGACAAUAUGUCGACGAACACUUCUCACCUAUACACACCCAUUGUUUACCAUGUCAGAUAAAAUAUAACUUCACAGGGAAAAUGGAGUCUUUCGAUGAAGAUGUAUCGGAAAUCAUGACAAAAACCGGCAUUUUUCAAAAUGUAUCAGGUCUAAUGUCGAGAAAGUCGUCUAUUGCCAAAGAAAUAAACUCCAGCAUAUACACCAACAUAUUAGAUGCAUUCAACAAUCGAAAUAAUAUGUUACCAUGUAUGACUAUGAACGAGAUGUACGGUCGUGUGUGGACGACACUUCAACUUCGUGGCUUUUUGAACCCAGAUUUACCAAUGCCUGACUCCCCACAUCUUACCGUGGAUAUGGUUUACCGCGAGGCGAUCAAGAACAGUGACCCAUCACGCGUGUCCGAGUACAAACACAGAGGAUUAGUCAAGAUGUAUAAAACUGUGGAUCGACAACUAUUGCUACAGUUUAGGGAGUACGUCCUACUAGAUUGUCAGCUGUUCGGAUAUAAUGACAGACCUCCAUAUGUAUUUUCCGACGACUAAUGGUUAUAUAUAUAUAUAUAUUUAUAUAUAUAUAUAGUUUUUAUUUCUCUCGGUACAGCUAC